CUCAUGAUUUUCAACUUAGUUUAGAUAUUUGCAAAGGUAAACGUCCUAAAGAUAUUAAAAAUAUUCCACAAUGUUAUAUAAAUUUAAUGAAAAGAUGUUGGGAUAUAGAUCCAUUAAAAAGACCAAUUGCAUCAGAAAUUAAAAAAAUUGUUGAAAAUUG
Funneliformis geosporum is the source of this 160-nucleotide messenger RNA. The record is from the annotation of a GenBank genome assembly. NCBI's taxonomy places the organism in Eukaryota, Fungi, Glomeromycota, Glomeromycetes, Glomerales, Glomeraceae.